AUGCAGAAGAAGAGAGAUGCCACACCGCACCGCACUGCUUUGCAACACCACGCACCAGGACAGAUCACAACACAAAAUAAGACAACAUAUCGUACCACGCCACACAACCACACAACAUCACACAGUAAAACGUGGCCCAGUACAGCACAAGACACCACACCACACCACACCACACCACACCACACCACACUAGAUUCAACCAUACCACUUCACAUCACAUUCAACCACACCACACCACACCACACCAGAUUAAACCAAACCACUUCACAUCACAUUCAACCACAACACAUCACACCACACCACAUCACACCAGAUUCAACAUCACAUUCAACCACACCACAAGACACGACCCAACACCACCCGAGCUUAUCCCGAGGAAGCGAAGGUCCCUCACCUUCUGCGGAGAGCGUGACGAGGGUGUGUGGCGUCCGCACGCUUAAGGGCAUGUUGUGGGUACGGCAUGCUAACCCUUACCCCUGUCCCUAUCCCUGCCCUUAUCCUAAACCCUACCUCUAUCCCUGGACGUAUCUGUACCCUGUACCCCGUCCUCCCCCCACCCCCCCACCUUACGUCACCCCUGCCCCUCAUCCUCUGCAUUACGUCAUCCUUAAGAAUUAUUAG
Penaeus indicus is the source of this 621-nucleotide messenger RNA. RefSeq lists its product as uncharacterized. The transcript is spliced from 2 exons. The record is from RefSeq and is a predicted model, not a curated record. Lineage: Eukaryota; Metazoa; Arthropoda; Malacostraca; Decapoda; Penaeidae. The coding region runs from base 1 to 621 and encodes 206 amino acids.